Messenger RNA from Echinostoma caproni, 1545 nucleotides. The record is from the annotation of a GenBank genome assembly. Lineage: Eukaryota; Metazoa; Platyhelminthes; Trematoda; Plagiorchiida; Echinostomatidae.
GUUAUCGCAUUCGGCCUAAUGCUCUGCAUGGGUGGAUCAGGGGCGAUUGUUCUGAACACAAGUUCGCUUCGAGAUGAAAUUGUCGAAACCAUGUUUGCCGACUAUCAGAGUCAUGUACGACCGAACGAGUUGUCUCGAAAUCAGACAGUGGUUGUCGUCUAUAUCAGUAUUUCGGCCAUUACCUCGGUAGAUGUGAGGAAUAUGGAAUACACGAUGGAUAUGCUGUUACGUCAAACUUGGAAAGAUCCACGUUUGGCAUGGGAUCACAAUCCAAAAUUUGCCCACUACAAGAAGAACAUUGUCUCGCCUGUGUUUAAAGACAAAAUUUGGCUUCCAGACUUGUUUUUUCGUAACGGUAAAGAAGGUCGUUUGCACAAAAUGACUUGUGAAAACUUACUUAUACGUAUUCAACCAAAUGGGGAGGUUCUUUAUAGUCAAAAAAUCACCAUGCGUUUCUCGUGUACAAUGGAAUUACACACUUUUCCGAUGGAUACACAACACUGUGGCAUGGAUAUUGGGAGUUACGGAUACACAUUGGAACAGUUACGUUUCAUAUGGCACAAUCAAUCCCCCGUCACAUUACCGCCCGAUUUGCAAAUAUCUGAAUUUGACCCCCCGAAAACUGUAGUUCCUCAGGACUGUUCAAGUCUCUAUCAAACGUCAACUGGACAGUACACUUGCCUAAAUGCUACCUUUUUCCUUUCACGCCAAUUGGGUUACUGGCUUGCCAGCACAUACCUUCCCAAUAUUUUGAUCAUGGUGGUUUCGUGGUUGAAUUUUUGGGUCAGUCUAGAAGCUAUUCCGGCUCGCGUGAAUUUGAGCCUGCUCACUCUGCUCGGUGUGAUCACACAAUCUACCAGCAUCGCCAGUUCUCUACCUCGUGUGUCUUAUAUCAAAGCUAUCGACGUGUGGACUACGGCCUGUAUCACAUUCAAUUCCGGUGUGCUUCUCGAAUUCGCUAUCGCGUCUCAUGUGUCCCGACGCAAAAAGGUAUCCGAAUGGCAAAAUGAGGUACGUAAAACGGUGCGAAGUGAACUGGCCCGUUGGUGUACGGCAUGUCAUCAACAGUAUCAACAACGUGGCCCGUCGGCAUCGAUGGCCUACUUGACUGCAAGUGGCGGGCGUGGACUGACCGAACGUACGUUACACUAUAUCAAUUCGGCUUCGGCCGCAGCCACCGCAAUGGAGAACACUCCGAUUCCGGAUUCACCUGCUCACAUGUCUGUCCGCAUGACAAAGUCCGGACUGAUGGCUUUAGUCAGUGAGAAAACUUCGCCGUAUAAAUCACCUCGAUUGGAUAAGAAACGUGCCACCAAGAUGGAUUUGUUCGAGCAAGCCUCCGGAGAACCGGGGUUGCAUGUUUUGGAGGCGGCACAAACAGAUGCAUUGCUACCACCGUCAGCAGAACCGAAGAAAACGACACCGAAACCACCCCCGAUCAAUGAAAUUGACAGUUAUAGUCGCUUCCUGUUCCCGGCCUGUUUUCUCAUCUACAAUUGUUUCUACUGGUUAUACUACUUGGUGCUGGUCAAACAAGUAAACUGA